AUUUGGAAAAAGGAACGAAAUUGUAGGUGGCUCCACGACAGUAAUGCGGUUCGACAACAAUUGUCGUAGUUCGUUAAAUAAAUUGGCUUCACAAUUUCAGUAAAGGUGAAAAGAAGUAAAUAAAUGAGAAAAUUAGACGUGCAAGAGGCCUGGGGUGCCGAGAGGUUAGAAGCGCAAUUAGAAGCCGCUCGAGAUGGUCUUCGAGGACUCGAUCGAAGUAUUCGAAAAAUUUUGGGCCGAGAUCUCCCUGAUGGAGAGAACGGUCCGCUACAACCACCACCCAGAUUAUCACAAAAGAGACCAUUGCAAGAGGAUAGAAGACGUGUUGUUUCUGAUUUUGUCAACAACGAGCUACCUGGUGGGAAAAGGAGAUGGCAAGGUUCAAAUGGUGAACCAAAAACAGUUUUCAGUCGAUUAAGUGCACGUGUACCUUCUAACAAUGAUGACAGUGCUGAUGAAGAUGACAAUGUUAUUAAGCCUGCAGUGUCUUCUAGAGUGAUAGCAACACCAAGAGAAAUUCCAUCUAGACAGGAAGUUAUUAGACGUGAAAGAAUAGACGAACGUAGCAGGCAAAGGAAUAAACGAAUGUUUGGAGCUCUUUUAGGAACAUUACAAAAAUUUCGCCAGGAAGAAACUAAAUUAAAAGCAAAAGAAGAUAAAAAGGCAGAAGUAGAAGCAAGAGUAGAGGAAGCUAGAAGGAGAGAAAAAGAAGAAUUACGACGAGAAAGACAACAGUUGUUUUUGUCACGUAAACGGCAACUAGCUGAAGUCCGAGCGUUGGAAGCAAAGUUGGCACGCAGCCGACAAUUUCAGGAUUGGCGCGCUGCACAAUUACCACUUGCUUCGUUUAUAAAAACACGUGCCCAGCCUCCUAUUUAUUAUGUACCAAAGCGUAAACAUCCACAAACUGAUGUAUUAUUAGCACAAUCUGCAAAAGAAUUACAUGAGGAAAUUGAAAGAAGAGAGAAGGCACUGAUUGAAGAGCUCGAACUUAUAGAAGUACAAGUAGGUCUUGGAAAGCAUCAACAGAAUUUCGAUGGAUCGACAACAUUAAAUACAACAGCGGAAGUUCCGCAGUCGACGGAAGAAGGAGAAGAAAAUCGUGAUCCAAAUCCAGAGAAAAACUUAGAAUCAGAGAAUAACGAACCGGCUGAUGUUUCCAUAAAAUCUGACAAGGAUGAAAAUUACGAAAACAUAAAUGAUAUCGAAAAGGAGGAAGUUAAGGUAGUUGAAGUAAAGGAUGAAAAUAAUGGCUAGUAUUAAAUGUACUUACAGUGACUGUACAUAUUCGUACAUUGAAUGGUCCAACGAAGAGAAAAAUGUUUUCUUACACAACACAAGUGUAGAUGAAUUUUACAAUUUUCAAAAGAAGAAAAGAUUUCAUUUUUUACUUAUCAUAUAAAUAUAAAUUCAUUCCUUCCAUCAAAUUACAUACUCAUUUUUUCAUCAUGCGUCAAAUGACGGACAUUAUUUAGAUUUUUCUUAGAUAUAAGAGACAUACAAUCGGGAGUAGUUCUAUUUCACUGAAAUCCCAUAUUUUUUAAAUGUUAUAUAUUUGUAUCAUGGCUGUUGUAGAAUAUUAUUUAACUAAAUACCAUCGUGUAAGUAGACUGGAUAAAAAUCCUGAUGAAGAAAUAAGUAUGUCGAUGAACAGUCGUAAAUUGAUUCGAUACAUUUGUAGAUUGAAAAACAUGUAAAAUAGU
Messenger RNA from Frieseomelitta varia, 1703 nucleotides. RefSeq names its product pinin (gene Pnn). The record is from RefSeq and is a predicted model, not a curated record. The transcript has 5 exons. NCBI's taxonomy places the organism in Eukaryota, Metazoa, Arthropoda, Insecta, Hymenoptera, Apidae. The coding region runs from base 124 to 1257 and encodes 377 amino acids. Gene Ontology annotation, cellular component: catalytic step 2 spliceosome.